AUUUCUUUUUGGGAAACCCAUUCUCUCUCUUUCUCAGCCACUGUCUCUUGACUCAGUUGGUUAGCCGCUAUGAACAAAAACCCUCUCACUUUUCCUUCUUCUUCUUCCACUCUCACUCUCUAUUCAUCCUUCACUACCAUGUUUUCGUAGAAAUAUAAGGUUCUUCUUGGACAACCCAGAACAUUUUUGUUUCUGCUUUUUAAAAUGAAACCACAUGCCAAUGGGGUUUCUAGAGGUCAUAAGGCAAAUGGUACUACUCAAGUUGAAGGGCCUAACUGGCUUAUUUUUGCUGCUGGUGCAUUGUUGAGUACCUUAUCCAUUCGCCUUGGUUACAAGUUGAAGCAGGCACUUGACUCCAAACCCAAGCAGAAUGCAACUUCCAUUCAGAAAGGAAAUGGAAAAUCCUCCAGCACAAAGAAAUCGGCAGACUAUUUUUUGCAGACUAAUGGAUAUUCCCAAAUGCAAGAUAAUCACGGAUGCUUCACUUGCAUCUCAGGAACUGGUGGUACCAUGGAACUAAAGUGCCCACCAAAUGGACAGAUGCUGAAUGAGUUUGAUGGAGCUCUACCAUUGGUGACUGUUCCUGCUGCUGCUGUUGCUCCUGAAUUUAGCAAGGAAAAUGGUGCUGUGUGGGCAUGCUCCCCUGAGCAUCAUCUUGAAUUGCCUUCAAAGCCAUUCCACCAUUCAAACUGCUCAGAUUCACCGUGUGUAUCAGAAUCUGGUUCUGAUAUUUUUAGUAAGAGAGAAGUCAUUCAGAAACUGCGGCAACAGUUGAAGAGAAGAGAUGACAUGAUUCUAGAAAUGCAAGAUCAAAUGGCUGAAUUGCAAAAUUCACUCAAUGCCCAGAUGGGGCUUUCUUCACAUUUGCAAAUGCAGCUUGAUGCCACAAACAGGGACUUAUUUGAUUCCGAGAGAGAGAUCCAAAGGCUAAGAAAAGCAAUUGCAGAUCACUGUGUUGGAUACAUUCCCCAUGACAAAUCUUCCAAAGUUACAACUUCUGUUGAGACUAGAAAUGGUCUUUUAAAUGGGCAUCUUGAUGGGGAGAGUAAUUCUGAGUCCCCUGAAAAACUAAGAGAUGAAGAGGAGAGAGUUGAAUUGCUGAAAAGACAAGUGGGUGAGUUGAAAGAGGUAAUAGAAGGAAAAGAAUACUUGCUUCAGAGCUACAAGGAGCAAAAGACAGAACUCGCUCUGAAAAUCAGGGAAUUGCAGCAUAGAUUGGAUUCUCAGCUGCCUAAUAUUUUGUAGAAGCUGUCAAGUUUGUGAAUACUUUGGUUCUUUUCAUUUGACAAAUAUUCACUGUCUUCUUCCUCAUUCUUUAUUUUCUCUGUAAUUAGCUCAAUAUAUUUCUGAGUUUGUGCAAUGUGUGCUACUGAUAAAUGAACGAGAGGGCUGCAUAUUAAAAAUGGCUA
Molecule: messenger RNA, 1409 nt
Organism: Vigna unguiculata (cowpea)
Lineage: Eukaryota; Viridiplantae; Streptophyta; Magnoliopsida; Fabales; Fabaceae
Source: RefSeq, a predicted model, not a curated record